CUAAAAUCUUGGACGAGGACAAAUUCAAUCACAGGCGGCGUCCAAAGCAAAGAUUCAUGCAUCAUUGGAUCUGGCAGUUGAUCAUUUUAAGGGUCACCAGCAGACGCCAGUUCACUUUUCCACUCACGCAAACGCAACAAUAGAGAUCAGCUGACGCAUUUCAAGUGGUUAAAGAUGGAACUAGAUAUAUAUAGCUGGACGACUUACAGAGGCAUUACACCAGAGUCAGCUUUCUCGAAUUAUAUAUGUUCUGUUUCGAAGCUACUCGAUUCCCGAAUUUUGACAGUCUUCUUCCAAUGGAAGUCAUUUCCGGGACCUAAUGGGCAGCGUAGCACGCGAUCGAGGGUUUCACCAACUCAGUUAUCGAGGUGCUUGCUGAUUAAUAAGCAUGAGUUCAGUAUUGACGGCCGCCAGAACGCCUCAAAGGAUUCAGCUCUCAUUGUCCAGCAAAUGAGGCAAACAAUUGCAACACUAUAUGCUUUUUGCCUUUUCCCACCAGCUAGUAAGCGAUGUUGAAAGAACUACUCGUGCUGUUGUGGCCUGUAAUGUUGAUACUUGAUAUUGAAAUAAACCAUACGGUCAUUUUCUUUGGUGAGAUUAAAAUACAACAUUUAGUUUAUAUAAUACCAUGUUUAUCUCCAUGUGUGAAAAUUUUACGAUGCCAGCUAUUCUGGUUUAGUAUUAGUCUUUUCCCAUGGUAUCAAAUGAUGUGUAAACAUCCUAAUUAAUAAAGGAGUUCUUUGUUAGAAAGAUUUUGUAGAGUUCAGAUACAGUGACAUAAAUAUAAUUAUACUAAAUAAAAGGCUUCUUUUUCUUUUUCCUCUUCUC
Messenger RNA from Neltuma alba, 828 nucleotides. RefSeq lists its product as uncharacterized. Lineage: Eukaryota; Viridiplantae; Streptophyta; Magnoliopsida; Fabales; Fabaceae. The record is from RefSeq and is a predicted model, not a curated record. The coding region runs from base 175 to 516 and encodes 113 amino acids. The transcript is spliced from 5 exons.